AUCCCACCAAAGAACAAAAACACAUCACAUACUAAACCACUAGCUUCAUACCUCAAACCCUAAUCUUUUCCUCAAAACUAAUCUCGUCUCUCAAUCUCCUCCUUUGGUUCUAGAUAACAAAGCACACAUGGCUCCAACUUUCCAGCAACAACUCUCUUGUGAGAUAGUGAUUCACCAAGCUAAAAAUGUGGAGGAGUUCAUGACGAUGAACAAGUCAUCCUACAAAUCCAAAGGAAACUUGUUUCUAAGAUGCUAUCUCUCGGCUGGAAACAACAAAAAAAUCCAGCUCGAUACAAACGAGAUCCCGAGUACCAGUGAUAAUCCUUCAUGGAAUGAGUCCUUCUCAUUGGAUUGCUCAGGCACUCAAGAAUCCAUCAAUGCUCUCCAGACAAGCAGUGUGGUUUUCGAGCUAAGAUGGAGAUCGUCAACGGGGAAUACCAUCCUCGGGCUAGGAGGUUCGAAGCUUGUUGGUAGAGCUGAGCUUCCAUGGCAAAGUGUCAUGGAGGCGCCUGGCAUGGAAAUCGAGAAAUGGUUUGUUAUGAACCCAAAGAAGAGUAGCCGCCUUGAUGGUGUCAAGCCUCCUUCUGUGAAGAUUGGCAUGAGGGUUAGACUUCCAAUUGCAAUGGAGAUGAAGAAGAAGAACAGUAGAAAUGAGAAGAUAAGGGAUGUCAAGUAUGAGUGUGCAUGUCAUAGACAUAGUGGUGGCUGCAAUUUUUGUGAAGGUUAUGAUGUACUUGCCCUAGUGGCUGCUUUUGAAGCACUAUAAUAUUGUUAAUAAAGAUGAAAGAGAGAAAGGAGCAGUGUUAAUUAACAUUGCAACUAUUUUCCAUUUGGUUUUGAUAAAUUCUGUUGAACCUCUUCAAUUUCAGUUCAAUUAGAACGACUUCUACUCUUCUAGUCUAUUUUGAUGAGCAAUUAUUGAUAAGUGAAUGAGAUAUCUUCUAGACAAGAAUUACGUGCGAUUUUCCCUAUUAUGAACUAGGGGUGAAUCUUGUACAAAUACACAUGCAAAAACAUUCAUCGAGGGCCAAAUCGCCUCUUCGUACAAACACUAUCCUUUAUUUUUUUACCAAGAAAGAAAUACUUGGCCAAUAUGGGGAAUCCUAAAAGAAAAUAUAUCCAUUAAAAAAUUUUACACGGUCCCAUGGAUGGUUGAAUUUGACGAUGAAAUAUAACUUAUUUUCCACCAAACAAUAGUACUAUAUGCAGUAUUAUUUUUAAUAAUUUGAAUGACUAAUUAAUAUAAAUGACUCAAAAUUGAUUGUCUCACAAAUGUGGUACUCUGAAGAAGGUUACAUGUUGGGAAUUCAGCGUGCAACUUAUCACAUCCCUUUGGAAUUGGAGGUAGGAGCACAAAAGAGGUAUGACGAGGUUCUCAAGCAAAAAUAAUAUGGUUGUGUUCCAAAUAAGGCUUGAUAAGGUGA
Linum trigynum is the source of this 1424-nucleotide messenger RNA. The record is from the annotation of a GenBank genome assembly. NCBI's taxonomy places the organism in Eukaryota, Viridiplantae, Streptophyta, Magnoliopsida, Malpighiales, Linaceae.